This is a messenger RNA of Gopherus flavomarginatus (Mexican gopher tortoise), 2004 nucleotides long. It is a transcript of the gene TIRAP, whose product is annotated as TIR domain containing adaptor protein. The transcript has 5 exons. Bases 384 to 1037 code for a protein of 217 amino acids. Lineage: Eukaryota; Metazoa; Chordata; Testudines; Testudinidae. Gene Ontology annotation, biological process: signal transduction. The record is from RefSeq and is a predicted model, not a curated record.
AGCCGCCGACUUCCCCAGCCCGUCGCUGGAGCGGAGCGGAGCGGCGGGCCCCGGAAAGCCCGAAGCGGACGGGUCACGGAGCCGGUGACCCGGCGGGGAGGCGCGCACGGAGGGACCCCCGGAGCCGCAGCGCUGGAAACUGCAUAUUUGACAAUAAGGAUCCAACCACACUCCAGCUCCUGCUGUUGCAACACAAGGGAAAUCCAAGUAUCCAGUCUGGUGCUGCCUCUUAUGGAUCAGCUGUCCCCCUGCCAUGCUACAGCCAAUAUCCUUAGCAACACCCUGAGUGAUUCAUGAUGGAAGGGUGUGAUAUCUGUCGGUGGCCCGGAUAGAUUUUAAGUCAAGAUUCAUGUGGGCACUUCUCAUCUGACUGCUACCCCGAUAUGGCUGGCUGGGUCAGGCGGCUCCUGCAGAAACCCAAGCAAAAUUCCAGCUCCGCAGGAAGCAGCUUGAACACCAAACAGUCACGCUCCUCCUCUUCCUCCUCCUCGGUGACAACCGCCAGCUCUUCCACCAGCAGUUCAGCGGCCAGCCUAGGACAACUGUCUCCUGCCUCCCAGGUGAGCAUCAGCAGCUCAGGGAGUGCCCGCUGGGCCAAGAGCUAUGACGUGUGCAUCUGCCACAGCAACGGGGACUUUGAGUUUGUCGAGGAGAUGGUCUCCUAUCUGGAGAGCCAGACUGAGGGCAUCCGCUGUUUCCUGCAGCUGCGGGAUGCUAUGCCGGGGAGUGCUAUCACCACAGAGCUCUGCGACGCUGUCCAGAACAGCCACUGCUGGGUCCUGCUAAUAACCCCUAGCUUCCUCGAGGAUCCCUGGUGCAGGUACCAGAUGCAUCAGGCGUUGGCAGAGGCGCCGAUGGCCAAUGGGCGCACCAUCCCCGUGCUGAAGGGCAUUGACCGGAGAGACUACCCCCGGGAGCUGAGGUGCCUCUAUUACAUUGAUAUGACACGCAAGGAGAAUGGCUUCAGGCAGAUUAAGGACACGAUCCUGCGCUACCUGCAGGAGCUCUGUCGAAGCACCGUGAGCAGAAUAGAGUGACUGGAGUCCUGCAGGGGAAGGGAGCACCUUGAGAAAGCAGAUCCCGGCCGACGGGAAAUGGAAGGAGAAUCCACACUGUGGUUUCCAAAGUCUCUGGAGCUGCCUCAUUUGAUCUCAGUGGAGAGCAGAUUCCAGGUGGCCUAUGGCCAAGUUCCCCGAUGCACAAAGCACCUGUAGAAUUACAAAUGGGAACAGACUCUCACGAGGGCUUCCGAACAGAAGCAUUUCUCUUGCGUCCGGCUGCUCCACACCAUGAACAUUAAUACCUGGCACUGCUGAGAGGACAAGCAAAAUACCUAACACCAAUGGAGAGUGAGGCUUACGUGUGGCUUCUAGCGCUAAAGAGUUGAAAGAAGCAUGUUCCACGUUGUACUGUACAGUGCAGGGGACUUGGCUGGAACCUGGAGCUUGAGUGUUGGUGACUCCAAUUAGUCGAGGGUAAACACAGGUAAAUGGAGUUUACCCACUUCUCAUUUGGGGAGUAGGGAGUCUAGUUUAGGUUUCUUCCUUUCAGGAAGCUGAUAGGCCGCAAAAUCUCUAAUGACCUUCCAAAAGCCAGUUUAGAGCUCUUGCAAUACCUAUGUUAAAUUCCUCCAAGCCCCAGGGAGCAUAGGCACCGACUCCAUUAUAUAUACUCCACAGCUGUUUGGGUGGCAGCCACCGAUCAGUUGGGGGAGGGUGGAGAGCAGCAGGCGGGUGGGGCCUCAGGGAGGUGUGGAACAGGGCAGGAAGAGGUGGAGCGAGGGCAGAGCCUUGGGGCAGGACAGUGGAGCACCCCCGGAGGUGGCGGGGGGGGGGGACUCAGUGCCUCUGUCAAGGAGUAUAAACUGACAUGAGGUUUCCCCUUUUGGAGCUGUGACACUCCUAUGAAGAGGAGCAAGUGUAACGUCAGUUUUAGUUUUGAUUUUUACAAUUGUAAUUUAAACGUGUGUACAAAUGAAUGCAGAAAAGUGUUAUUUUUAUCCAA